GAAGAGAGAAGUUAAAGAGGGGAGAAACCAUGCUGAAUGCGGGCGCGCAACCCUAUAAACCCGUCGGUAUAAGAGUGAAAGACGCGAGGCUGAGUGAGCAUGCGCCAGUUUAUAAACCGGUGAACACAAGUGGGACAGAAGCCAUGCCGAGUGAAGUUGCGGCACCGCUUCAACCUGUGAAAAGCGACGAACAUUCACUGUUUCUGACUUUUUCAAACGGAUUUCCUUUGUCGGAAAGGCAGAUCUUUGAAUUUUUUAACUGGUCCUACGCACCCGACGUGGAGCGAGCCAUUAUUCCUAAGCCAAAGGGAGGAAGGGGGCCGGCCUUGCACGGGAGAGUGGUGUUCAAGAACACCCACAUCCCCAACUUGGUCAUGGGAAGCAGGGAGAAGGUUUGCCUUUCUAUCGAUGGGCGCCCUGUUUACUGCAGGCGCUUCAAAAGCAAGCAGAGGAAGAGCGCAGCAACCGCGAGUGCUAACCUCGGUGAUGGUGGAAGCCACCCCGGUGGUGAUGCGUGAGCAGGGCUUUUGGACUUGGUGGCCGGUGAAUUUGAAAACCCUUUGUUGCAUCUAUCAUAGGGUUUUCAAUUGAACCGCGUAUGUUAUAGGGGUAAACCCUUUUAUGUUUUCAGCUUAAUGAAUAAAGGAGUGAACGUUCGAUUGUGAGAACGAAUGUUGUAAACUCAUAUCUCUGUUCAGAGAUUCUUUCAAGUAUUGAUAAACUAUUUUGAAUUA
Molecule: messenger RNA, 734 nt
Organism: Raphanus sativus (radish)
Lineage: Eukaryota; Viridiplantae; Streptophyta; Magnoliopsida; Brassicales; Brassicaceae
Exons: 2
Coding region: 30-518 (162 amino acids)
Source: RefSeq, a predicted model, not a curated record